CGCAUGCGUAGUGUGCUGCUCGUGCUCGGGCAGGGCGCGGAUCGCGCGCGUGAAGAGGAGGCGCCGGAGGAGGGAGGGGCGGGGCGGUGUGCUGUUUCUAUGGUGAAGAUGGCGGCGCCUGGGCUGAGCGGAGCAUCGAGCAGCAGCAGCAGCAGCCCGACCGCUGCGGCCAACACCGCCAUCGGCACCCGGCUCGCGUGCGCACCGGAGCUGGAUUUCAGGUCCGGAAGCAGGAUGGACGAACUGAACCGACUCAUUCAGGAAUUCAGCAAACACGACCAGCGCGAGUACGACGACCAGCGCGCGCUGGAGAUCCACACGGCCAAGGACUUCAUCUUCUCCAUGCUCGGCAUGGUGCAGAAGCUUGACCAAAAGUUGCCGGUUGCUAACGAGUACCUGCUCUUAUCGGGUGGAGUCCGUGAUGGCGUUGUGGACAUGGAUCUGGAUGAACUGGGAGUGUAUAACCGAGGCUCAGACUAUGACAUGGCCUUCACGUUACUGGUUCCUGCACUGAAGCUGCAUGACCGCAACCAGCCUGUCACAUUGGACAUGCGCCACUCAGCACUGGGUCACUCCUGGCUCAGCCUGCGGUUAUUUGACGAAGGCACCAUUACACGCUGGAGGGACUGCUGCAUGAUGGCGGACCACAUAAACGGCACCACUAACUACUUUUUCUCACCCACCCUGGUGGCCGACUGGUUCCAGGAAGCAGUGGCGCUGGUGCUGGCCGAGGUGCAGCGAAAGCCGCAGCGGGGAAUGCCAAGGGUGGAACGUGUGGAGCGCCACAGCACGCUUCUUUCAAUGAUCCUUGGAGUGGGUAGCAGCCGUAUGCUCUAUGACAUUGUACCAGUGGUGUCAUUCAAAGGUUGGCCUGCAGUUGCUCAAAGCUGGCUGAUGGAGAACCACUUCUGGGAUGGGAAGAUCACCGAGGAGGAGGUUAUAAGUGGUUUCUACCUGCUUCCCGCUUGCUCGGUUUCUGGUCGAAGGGAAAACGAAUGGCGGCUGUCCUUCGCCCGGAGUGAGGUUCAGCUGAAGAAGUGUAUCUCACCAGGCCUCAUGCAAGCAUACCAAGCCUGUAAGGCUAUUAUUGUCAAGAUGCUUGCCCAGCCUAUGGCUGUUGGCCCCUACCAUUUGCGCAGCAUAAUGCUGUGGGCUUGUGACCGCUUGCCAGCAAACUACUUGGCACAAGAAGACUUUGCUGCCCACUUUCUGCUGGGUCUCAUCGAUGACCUGCAGCACUGCCUUGUCAACAAGAGCUGCCCCAAUUAUUUCAUCCCGCAGUGCAACAUGUUGGAGCACCUGUGCGACGAGACAGCAAUGUUUCACGCUCGCAAACUUGCCCUGGUGCGCUCUGAUCCGGCUGAACACCUUCGUGCUACCAUCGAGCAAGCCAAGAACGCCAACCGCUUGACGCAGGAAAUGCAGAGGCGUGGAAGUUCCUCUGGCCUUCCUUCACCGCAAACUGAUGUUUCCUCGUCUGAUCACCAACAACCUGAUGACCGGCUUGCCAAAAAACUCCAGCAGCUGGUUACAGAGAACCCGGGCAAGUCCAUCUCCGUGUUCAUCAACCCGGAUGAUGUCUCACGACCACACUUCCGCAUUGAUGAUAAGUUCUUCUAA
Neoarius graeffei (lesser salmon catfish) is the source of this 1620-nucleotide messenger RNA. It is a transcript of the gene mb21d2, whose product is annotated as Mab-21 domain containing 2. The record is from RefSeq and is a predicted model, not a curated record. Lineage: Eukaryota; Metazoa; Chordata; Actinopteri; Siluriformes; Ariidae.